Molecule: messenger RNA, 713 nt
Organism: Cuscuta campestris
Lineage: Eukaryota; Viridiplantae; Streptophyta; Magnoliopsida; Solanales; Convolvulaceae
Source: the annotation of a GenBank genome assembly
CGCGCCGUCGAUCGUCCUCAAACCCUAGCAUCUCCGAAGCGCCUUCUACGUAGCAUCAAUUUUCAAGCAAGCAAAAUGACUUUCAAGCGUAGGAACGGAGGCCGCAAUAAGCACGGCCGCGGCCAUGUCAAGUUCGUUCGUUGCUCCAACUGUGGAAAGUGCUGUCCUAAGGACAAAGCCAUCAAGAGAUUCCUUGUUAGAAACAUUGUGGAGCAAGCUGCGGUCAGGGAUGUCCAGGAAGCUUGUGCUUAUGAAGCGUACACUCUUCCCAAGCUCUAUUUGAAGGUGCAGUAUUGUGUUUCUUGUGCAAUUCACUCCAAGGUUGUCAGGGUCCGCUCACGUGUUGAUAGAAGGAAGCGUGACCCUCCAGUGCGUAACCUUAACAGACGCCCAAUGGACAAGGACAAUGCUGCUAAGCCCGGUCUUGGAGCACCACGUGUUCCUGGAGCACCUCCGACUGCUGUUCGUAGCUAAGCCUGGUGGAUGUUUUUUUGGUUCUCCCAUUAUAUCUUUACUUUUGAAAAUGUGUUUUUGACGACCGCUCUUUGUUUUACUUGAACAUUUAUGAUAUUACCGAGUAUGGCUUUGAUUGGUGUUUCCGAUAGACCGAUUGUUGUGAUUUUAUUAUUUAGAUGCAUUUCCAACUAAAUAUAAUAUCAAGCUUGAUAUUACUUGGGGGGUUAUUCACGUUUGGGACUUGAACUUUUAGCUAU